Molecule: messenger RNA, 1976 nt
Organism: Spinacia oleracea (spinach)
Lineage: Eukaryota; Viridiplantae; Streptophyta; Magnoliopsida; Caryophyllales; Amaranthaceae
Product: MLO-like protein 13
Exons: 14
Coding region: 268-1785 (505 amino acids)
Biological process (GO): defense response
Cellular component (GO): membrane
Source: RefSeq, a predicted model, not a curated record
UGCCUCCAACUGUGAAGCUGAAGCUACAAGUGUACAACGUUCGAUCUACUUGUUUCUCAGGCAAAUAAAUUUGAAUGUAUGCUUUGCUUGGGACCGAGGUUACCAAACACUUUGUUUCCCAAUUUUGGCUCUUCCAAAUUCUUUGCUUGAAUCACUCACAUUCAUCAUAUUCCCCAAUUAGUUUUCGUAUAUUACACAAAUGGCAACAAAAUUAGAAAAGCAGCCAUUUAUAAAAACUGGUCUUAAAUUACUUGAAUUAAAGGUUCAAUGGCGGCAGAAGAAGAUUCAUUGGAGUAUACUCCCACUUGGAUAGUCGCAAUUGUCUGCUUCGUUAUCGUUCUCAUUUCUCUUCUUGCUGAACGAGGUCUUCAUCUUCUUGGCAAGUGCUUGAAGAGAAAGGACCAAGAGUCAUUAUAUGAGGCCUUGCAAAAAAUAAAAGCAGAGUUGAUGUUAUUGGGAUUCAUAUCUCUACUUCUUACAGUCUUCCAAGGAUUUAUCAGUGAUAUAUGCAUGCCCAAACAUCUUGCAUCCUUUAUGCUACCUUGCAAAAAGAAAAAUGAUAGUCAAGAGGGCAAUAAUCAUAACAAAUAUACUUAUCAACCUUUAUGGAGUAAAAGACGACUACUUGCUGAAGGUGUUCAUCAUUGUGAACAAAAGGGGAAGGCUCAGUUAGUAUCAUUGGAAGGGUUGCAUCAACUACACAUCUUUAUCUUUGUCUUGGCAGUUGUUUAUGUUAUCUUCUGUGCAGCAACCAUGAUUCUUGGAGGCUUAAAGGUAAGAAGAUGGAAGCACUGGGAGGAUGCACUACUACGUGAGAUUUCAAAAUCACAAACCGAAUCAAAUAGGAUGAUGCAAAUUCAUGCUCGACACCGCCGUGAAUUCUUUAAGAAACGAAGAGGAUAUUCAACUGUAUUAGGCGUUACGAUGUCAUUUUUCAAACAAUUUUAUGGCUCUGUCAGGAAGUCUGACUACAUUGCCUUGCGACAUGGAUUCAUAAUGACACACUCCCCUGGAAAUCUCAGUUAUGAUUUCCAUAAGUACAUGCUACGGACUUUGGAAUAUGAUUUCAAGAAAGUUGUCGGCAUAAGCUGGUACUUGUGGGUAUUUGUUGUGCUCUUUCUGUUGCUCAACUUAGAAGGAUGGCAUGCAUAUUUCUGGUUGUCGUUUCUACCUCUCACUCUUUUGCUUAUUGUGGGUACCAAACUGGAACACAUUAUAGUAUGUUUGGCUGAUGAGAUUGAGGAAAAAGAGAAGGAGAAUAUGCAGUUCCAGAACAAGGCAGAGGGCACGAGUGAGAAAGGACGUUGGGUGCAGCCAUCCGACAAGCACUUUUGGUUUGGACGUCCCAGCAUCUUUCUCUACUUGAUCCACUUCAUUUUGUUUCAGAAUUCUUUUGAGACAGCUUUUUUCUUGUGGGUUUUGUUCACAUAUGGUGUCCAUUCAUGCAUUCUUGACAGAGUAGGCUUCAUUGUCCCACGGCUUGUUGUUGGGGUGAUUGUCCAAGUACUUUGCAGUUACAGUACAUUGCCUCUGUACACAAUUGUUACCCAGAUGGGAUCUAUGUUCAAGCAAGGAAUUUUCGAUCCAAAAAUCCACGAGUUCUUGCAGAGCUGGGCUAAAGAUGCGAGUAGCGGAAGAGGUUUAUUUAGCUCAAAUAGAAUUGAGAUGCAGAAUAUGUCCCCAGAAUUACGGGAAAUUAUAUCCGCUGCUGAAGAGACAACUACAAGUGUUGAAGGACUAACUGGUGCAUCUGUUCAACUUGAAAUAGGAUCUCUUUAUGCUUGAGUAGUUGAGUUUUUCAUUACAACAUCGUAUCAUAUCAUCCUUUUUCGUCCUCUAUCAAUUACCGAUCAUAGAAAGCUUAUAGUGUACAAUUUCUUGUAGUCACUCAGUAUCAUGACAAGAUUUCUUAAUAAUCAGUUCCAAGUGUUUAAAUACUACUCUUAAUCAAGUAUUGUUUAUAAUUAGUCUUUUUA